AUGGUCCUGUUUGGUCAGAAUAUGUAGCUAAAGACCUUAAGCUAGAAUUAGUCAAUUAUGCAUACGGAGUGUUUCUAUUUUUAUUGCAUACAUUAAUGAUCGGUCGAUUAAAGGUUAUUCAGGAAAAAUGUGAUCCCCUUGUUCCUGGGUUGCUACAACAAGUUUCACAAUUCCUACAAGAUUUCCUUUCCACUCGUGGCAAGCCAUUAGAUCAUUUCUUUAGAAUUUUUAAUAACAAAAAAUUUAACACUACAUCUAAUCAAUAUUCUCAUUAG
This is a messenger RNA of Ambispora leptoticha, 275 nucleotides long. Lineage: Eukaryota; Fungi; Glomeromycota; Glomeromycetes; Archaeosporales; Ambisporaceae. The record is from the annotation of a GenBank genome assembly.